AUGCAACUUUCAUAUUGUAAUUUAUGUUCCGGAGGAAAAGAAUUACCUUGUUUAUCAAAUUGUAUAAAUGUUAUUGAAAGUUGUCUUAUAAAUGUUUCUUUAAUUAAUGAUGUAUGGAUUAAUUUUAUUGAUUCUAUUGAAAAUAAUGCAUAUUUUAAUGGAAUUGAAAAGACUUUAUCAUCCAUUGGUAUAUCGAUUUCCAAUGCUCUUUUAACCCUUUUUAAUUCUGAUGGAAUACAAAACAAGGAUAUCAUCGAUCAAUGUGGAUAUAUACAU
Messenger RNA from Rotaria sordida, 276 nucleotides. The record is from the annotation of a GenBank genome assembly. NCBI's taxonomy places the organism in Eukaryota, Metazoa, Rotifera, Eurotatoria, Philodinida, Philodinidae.